Messenger RNA from Lottia gigantea (owl limpet), 330 nucleotides. RefSeq lists its product as hypothetical. The annotation marks the transcript as partial. Lineage: Eukaryota; Metazoa; Mollusca; Gastropoda; Lottiidae. The record is from RefSeq and is a predicted model, not a curated record. The transcript has a single exon.
GUCAACAAAACAGAAGGUCCAGUAUUCCUCCUUGCCGUCCCCGAAACUGUGGCAUUCGCCGAUAGUAAAGGGGCGUCAAUAUCCUGUACUGCAUUUGGUAGGCCAGCUCCUGAACUGGAUUGGGUUCAAGUGGAUGGAUCCCCCGUGGAAGAGGUUUCCGGAUUACUCGAUAUUCUGCCAAACAACACGUUAUAUUUCCCGCCAUUUGAUUCGAGCCAGUUCGCACCCAGCAUCCACAAUACCCAGUAUCGUUGUAAAGCCAAGAACGUGGUUGGAGUAAUCUUAUCAAGAAACGUAACCGUACGCGCCGGUAAGUGUGCUCUUUUUUAA